AUGGUUUAUUUUGUAGAUGUCGCUUUGAUUUGGGCAUUGCCAGCCAUCCUGAUUAACAAACUCAUUUUCUAUAUGGUCUAUAAGAUUGGUGGAAAUCAUGAAUGCAUAGUGGAUGUAGCAUACUCCAUAAGCCAUUUAGUUGCAGGAGUAGUCUACUGUGUUUUCUCGAGCAUAUCAACUCCAGCAAGGAUUAUCAACAUUGUUCUUGUUGCAUUAUGGUCAUUAAGACUUGGUGGAUUUUUGUGUGUGACAAGAGUUUUGGCUGGAUUUAAGGAUGAGAGAUACGAUAAUAUCUUUAGUGAAUACAGCGCCGAUAAAUUUAAGAAAGAUGUAAUGGUGCUGGUCUAAUUUAUGUUCUAAGGAUUGAUUGUAUUUGUCACCAGCAUUCCAUUAUAUUUCUUGUUUCUAAAUGAUCUCACUUGGGAACCAGAUAGUUUCAAUGGUUUGAACGUGAUGAAUUACAUCGCAUUGUCAAUCAUUCCUUUCAGUAUUUGCUUAGAAGCAAGUGCAGAUAUACAAUUAGAGAGAUUUAAGAAGUUAAAACAAUAGGGUUUGAUACCAAAAGAAGAGUUGAUAGAAACUGGACUUUGGAGAAAGAGUCGUCAUCCAAAUUUGUUUUUUGAUUUAGUUACUUGGUUCUGCUUUUCUAUGGCAGCAAUAUAUGAUGCAAUAAGUGUUUGCGCUUUGAUUGGGCCAGUUGCUUUGUUUUGUGUAAUGGAAUUUCUUACAACUCCAUUAACAGAAGCUCAUAUGAAAAAGAAGAGAGGGGAAAUUUAUGAAUAAUAUGUUGCACGAACUAAUAAAUACUUGGUUUUAUGA
Messenger RNA from Paramecium tetraurelia, 819 nucleotides. RefSeq lists its product as uncharacterized. The record is from RefSeq and is a predicted model, not a curated record. Gene Ontology annotation, cellular component: membrane. The transcript is spliced from 3 exons. NCBI's taxonomy places the organism in Eukaryota, Ciliophora, Oligohymenophorea, Peniculida, Parameciidae.